AUGCGUUUCCUCGCUGUCCUGACAGCGGCGGCCUCUCUUGGGGUCGCCGCUGCUGGAGUUAUCCAGGCCAAAUCUACCAAUGAGGAAAGCUGCUCCAAUAUUGUUAACACUGGUGAAGUUCUUCAUCUUUCGGUCAAUAUCAUCGAAUAUCCAGUCAUCGUCGAUGUUGUGCUGGAGGACAACGCCGUGAUCACUAUUGAUAACACCAUCCUGAUUGAUUGCACCAAUGCGCCCACCCACCUCCACACCACUGUGUAUGCUACUGAGACCAGCACUGUCACCAAGACUAUCUCUGUUGCUACUGCUGGCGUCAGCGUGGCCGAGACUGCUGCUGCAGCCUCCAAUGGCAACAGCCGUACUGUCCUCACUGAGAUUGCGACCAAGACCAACGCUGCGAAGCCUCACCACACUGUCCACACUCAUGGCUCGGGUCCCGUUGCAGGUGGCUCUGCCGUUGGCUCUGGCUUCAAUACCCAGUUGAACACCAGACCUGUAUCCCAUACUGAUGUCCGUACCAUCGUGAAGACCGCUACUCACCAUGGUACUACUACUACCAAGACAUACACCACCACUGUUGCCUCUGCCACUGCUACCAUUGCUGCCGGUGAGUAUGUUGAUUGGACCAAGUACAAGGCCAACGGUGUCAACCUUGGUGGAUGGCUCGAGCAGGAGCGUGUUUUUAACCAGUAUUGGUGGGACCAGUAUGCCCCCGACGCUGAUGAUGAGUGGACAUUCUGCGAGACCCUCGGCUCCCAGUGUGGUCCUGUUCUCGAAGAGCGAUAUGCCACCUUCGUUACUACUGCUGAUAUCGACAAGAUGGCUGCUGUUGGUGUCAAUACUCUCCGCAUCCCUACCACCUAUGCUGCCUGGAUCAAGAUCCCUGGAUCUGCUCUCUACCACGGUAACCAGAAGGAUUAUCUGAAGAAGAUCGCUGUCUAUGCCAUCGAGAAAUAUAACAUGCGCGUGAUCGUUGGCCUGCACUCCCUCCCCGGCGGCGUCAACAACUUGGACAUUGGCGAGGCUGUUGGACACGAUAGCUGGUUCUUCAACAACACCAACUUGCAAUAUUCCUACCAGGCGGUUGAUCAGAUUCUGAACUUCUUCGUCGAAACAGGAUAUCCCUGGGGCUUUACCCUUUCCGCCAUCAAUGAAGCCUCCGACAACCCAGAUGACUUCGCCGGCACCAAUACCUUGACUACCAACGGGACUAACUGGAUUGUCAAGUACACCAACGGUGUCCUGAACCGCAUCGCUAAUGUUGACAAACGCAUCCCUCUCAUGCUACAGGACUGCUUCGUUGGCGAAGAGCACUGGUCUCCAUACUUCGCGAAUGGCACCAAUCUCGUCAUCGAUAUGCACGUCUACUAUUUCGCAGCCUCUGGUGUCUACUCCCAGUGGGCUACCGGCGCAAUCUGUGGCCAGGCAUCCCAGCUUGGUGGCGAUGGCAAAUUCCCCGUGUACGUCGGUGAAUGGGCUCUGCAGACUCUGUACAGCAACAGCUAUGCCAACCGCAAGACUCUAUUCGAUACUCAGCGCUAUGCCUGGAGCUACUAUGUUCAGGGUGGAUCCUUCUGGAACAUUAAGCACAACAGCAGCGCUGUGGUCAGUGGCCAGGGUACUCAGAGGGACUACUGGUCAUAUGAGCGUCUUAUCGACGCCGGUGUGAUCACGAAGGCUGCUUCCAACCAGACAUAUUGCUAA
Penicillium macrosclerotiorum is the source of this 1701-nucleotide messenger RNA. RefSeq lists its product as uncharacterized. The record is from RefSeq and is a predicted model, not a curated record. The transcript is spliced from 3 exons. Gene Ontology annotation, cellular component: cell surface; extracellular region. Gene Ontology annotation, biological process: glucan catabolic process. Bases 1 to 1701 code for a protein of 566 amino acids. Gene Ontology annotation, molecular function: glucan exo-1,3-beta-glucosidase activity. Lineage: Eukaryota; Fungi; Ascomycota; Eurotiomycetes; Eurotiales; Aspergillaceae.